CGACAUUUGCACGAUACCGACUUUUAGUUCACCGCUGUCCGCUUACGGAGGUCAACCAGCUGAUUCAGUCAAUUGCGAUAGAGCUUCGACUCGCAUCGCCUCGUGAUCCAGGACGACCACCGAGCCUGCACCUUGAUCGCUCCUGGCCGGAACAAUGUGUUUCUUCAAGACCGCUGUCUAAACCGAUACCUUUUUAUCGACUCUCGAACCUUUCAACAUCCUUUUUGCGCAAUUCAUGAAGACAUCCUCGCUACUCCGGCCACACGUUCCUUGAUUCGACCUCUCAACGACCCACAAUCGCUCGGAAAAGGACAGACACAAGCUUAAGCUUGCUUGCUUGAACACGUCGGCUGGCAUGCAACCAGCUUGCGCACCCUCGACUACUCGAUCUAUCAUCAACGCAAGUUUUCGGGCGGUCCCGAAUUGAUUGCUGCGGGUCGCUAUGGGUGCUGCCUGCUGCCGGCCAGAGGCCAUCGACUUUGACGGUGAAGUCAACCUCUUUCAUUUCUUUCUCUUGCGGAGCGUUGGGAAGGGUGCAUUCGGAAAGGUUCGCGUCGUCCAACACAAACAAUCCAAGACGCUAUAUGCACUCAAAUACAUCAACAAGCAAAAAUGUGUCAAGAUGAAGGCAGUCGCCAAUAUCGUGCAAGAGCGGAGAUUGUUAGAAGAGAUCGAUCACCCGUUUGUCGUCAACCUGAGAUACGCCUUUCAAGACGACGAGAAUUGCUUCUUUGUGCUGGAUCUGAUGUUGGGAGGAGAUCUGAGAUUCCACCUCGAACGACAAGGGCUGUUGUCGGAAGAAGUGGUCCGUUUCUAUAUAAGUGAAAUCGCAUUGGCCAUCGAUUAUCUCCAUAGCAAGAAAAUCGUCCAUCGGGACCUCAAGCCCGAUAACAUCCUCCUUGACGAGAGGGGUCACGUACACCUGACGGAUUUCAAUAUCGCCGUACACUUUUCCGAUAGGAGACUACUGACGGGGGUGGCCGGAAGCCUGGCCUAUAUGGCGCCUGAGGUUCUAACAAAGAAAGGAUAUUCGGCUCCUGUCGACUGGUGGUCUCUCGGUGUUUGCGCAUACGAGUUGAUGUUUGGCAAGAGGCCAUUCCGGGGCAGAACAAAUACGAAUCUGACAGAGGCCAUCCUGAGAGAACCGCUGAGCUGGCCGGCGGACGCUUCGACACGAAUAUCUCCUGAAGGCAUGCAAGUUGUGCGCAGUCUUCUCGAGCGAGACCCCAACAAAAGGCUAGGGUACCGGGCCGACGGAAGCGCUCUCGCUAACCUAAAAGCGCAGCCGUGGUUUGCCGGCCUCGAUUGGGAGGUCGUAGGAAACAAGGCAGCGGUACCGCCAUUCGAACCGGACUCGAAGAAAGCGAACUUUGACGCCACUCAUGAGCUGGAAGAGUUGUUGUUGGAAGAGAAUCCUCUCAAAGCCCGGAAACGCAAUCCUAACGCCAAUCUCGACAACCUCAGUAAGGAGAUGCGAUUGAUGGAGGAACACUUCACUGUCUUUGAUUAUACCAAGCGAGGCCGAAAGAGCUAUUACCGCGGACACGCCCCGUCUGAACGGAUGUCAAUAGACCCAAACCUGCUAGCAUCAUCAGCAACCGGUAUUCCAGGUCGUCCGGAUCUUGGGGAAGAACGGUCACAAUUGUGUUCUACUACCGGCCUAGAUAUUGAAGGACAGAUCGCCGAUGGAGGUGGUCUGGCGGCCUUGCGAGAUAGUAACGCUUAUCCACCGACUGAACAUGGAGAGGAACGCGAGCCCGGUAGUCGGUAUCGAAAUUAGGAGGAAUGUCUUGUAUCCCAGUUAUAAUUCACGCGCACACCAGUCAUUUCACGCAGGACUCUUGACU
Messenger RNA from Filobasidium floriforme, 1847 nucleotides. Its product is annotated as putative camp-dependent protein kinase. Gene Ontology annotation, biological process: intracellular signal transduction; peptidyl-serine phosphorylation. The record is from RefSeq and is a predicted model, not a curated record. The transcript has 11 exons. Bases 443 to 1780 code for a protein of 445 amino acids. Lineage: Eukaryota; Fungi; Basidiomycota; Tremellomycetes; Filobasidiales; Filobasidiaceae. Gene Ontology annotation, molecular function: protein serine/threonine kinase activity; ATP binding.